Molecule: messenger RNA, 1602 nt
Organism: Striga asiatica
Lineage: Eukaryota; Viridiplantae; Streptophyta; Magnoliopsida; Lamiales; Orobanchaceae
Source: the annotation of a GenBank genome assembly
AUGGGGGGAAGUGGGAAGCUCCGCCGAUGGAGAAUCAAUUUUCACCGAUCUUUCUCCGCCACCGCCGCCAAGAAGAGCCCGCCGGAGGAGUUCCUCUGCCCCAUCACCAAAUCCCUGAUGUCCGACCCGGCCGUCGUCUCCUCCGGCCAGACCUUCGAGCGCGCGUGCGUCGACAUCUGCCGAGAUUUGGGCUUCACCCCGACCCUCGCAGAUGGGUCUUCGCCGGAUUUCUCCACCGUCAUCCCUAAUCUCGCCCUCAAGACCGCCAUCCUCAACUGGUGCUCGAAGACCGGGUCGACCCGCCCCAACCCGCCAUUAUACAUGGACCUCGAGUCCACUCUCCGCUCCCUCAUGGGCUCCGCUGGAGAAAACCGGCAUAGUAGCCCUGAAAUUCGUGCUUCGGUGAGGGGAUUGCCGAACGACGCCGCCGCUGCCGCUGCCGCUGCCGCUGCCGCCGUCGGAACGCCGUCGUUUUCGCAAAACCCUAGGAAUCUGUACUCCUCCUCAAGCUCGGAGGAAUCCGUAAUCGCAAACAUGACGCCGCUUUUGCCGUUCGCGACUCGCCCGUCCUGCUUUUCGUACUCCUCAUCCCCGUCGACCUCGUCGGAAUUCGUUCUCCCCGACGAGGCGGCUCUGUCGUCAAACCUCUCUUCCAGCUCCUCCUCCGGCGAGGACGAGGGUUUCGUCUCCAAAAUGAAAAGCUUGGACGUUUACGAGCAGGAGCAGGCCGUGAUUCUAUUGAGAAAAACUACAAGAGCCAGCGACGAAUCAAGAAUCGCACUUUGCUCGGAAAAACUCUUGCUUUGCCUGAAAAAGCUGCUCGAAUCCCGGUACGCCGCCGUACAGAUUAACUCCACGGCGGCGCUGGUGAAUCUCUCGUUGGAAAAGGUCAAUAAGGUCAAAAUAGUCCGGGCCGGAAUUGUUCCUCUGCUAAUCGACAUUCUGAAAAACGGAUUCGAGGAGUCCCGGGAGCAUGCGGCCGGAGCCAUCUUCAGCCUGUCACUGGUGGACGAGAACAAAACAGCAAUCGGAGUCCUCGGCGCUCUGCCUCCGCUCCUCCACGAGCUCCGGUCGGGAACUCGCCGGAGCCGCCACGACUCCGCCCUGGCGCUCUACCACCUGACCCUUGUCGGCAGCAACCGGGCCAAGUUGGUGAGGCUCGGGGCCGCCGGACCACUGUUAGGGCUGCUGAGGGAUGCUGACGUGGCGGGUCGGGUGGUGCUUGUGGUGUGCAACCUGGCGGUUUCCGGGGAGGGCCGGGCGGCAAUCCUGGACGCCGGUGGUGUUGGGUGCCUGGUUAGGGCAGUUUCCGAGUCGGGCUCCGAGUCGACUCGUGAGAACUGUGUGGCGGCACUCCACUCACUGAGUCAGGGGAGCUUGAGGUUUAAGGGUCUGGCGAGGGAGGCUGGGGUGGCGGAGGUUCUCCGGGAGGUGGCGGAGGGCGGCGGAGAGCGGGUUAAGGAGAAAGCUAAGAGGAUUUUAGAGAUGUUGAGGGGGCCGGAGGAGGUGGCGGAGGAGGAGGUGGAUUGGGAGGCGGUGAUGAGGGACGGGGUGAGUCGGGCAGCGAGUCGACCGAGUCAAGGGACUACUAACUCGACCUGA